Messenger RNA from Cuculus canorus (common cuckoo), 1225 nucleotides. It is a transcript of the gene GDF11, whose product is annotated as growth differentiation factor 11. The transcript is spliced from 3 exons. The record is from RefSeq and is a predicted model, not a curated record. NCBI's taxonomy places the organism in Eukaryota, Metazoa, Chordata, Aves, Cuculiformes, Cuculidae. Gene Ontology annotation, cellular component: extracellular region. The coding region runs from base 1 to 1125 and encodes 374 amino acids. Gene Ontology annotation, biological process: SMAD protein signal transduction. Gene Ontology annotation, molecular function: cytokine activity; growth factor activity.
AUGCCGCCGCUGGGUUGGUGGUGGUGGGUGGCGGUGGCGGUGGUGGCGGUGGCCGUGGGGGUAACCGGGGGGGGGUCCGAAGCGCAGCCCCCCCCCCCCGAGGCCGCCUGCCCCGUGUGCCUCUGGCGGCGGCACAGUAAGGAGCUGCGCCUGGAGAGCAUCAAAUCGCAGAUCCUCAGCAAACUGCGCCUGAAGGAAGCGCCCAACAUCACCCGCGAGGUGGUGAAGCAGCUCCUGCCCAAAGCCCCUCCGCUCCAGCAGCUCCUCGACCUCCACGACUUCCAGGGGGACUCCCUGCAGCCCGAUGAGUACCUGGAGGAGGACGAGUACCACGCCACCACCGAGACCGUCAUCAGCAUGGCUCAGGAAACGGACCCCGUGGUGCAGAUCGAGGGCAACCCCCACUGCUGCUUCUUCAACUUCAGCCCCAAGAUCAUGUUCACCAAAGUGGUGAAGGCGCAGCUGUGGGUCUACCUGCGGCCGGUGCAGCACACCUCCACCGUCUACCUGCAGAUCCUCCGGCUGAAGCCGGUGACGGAGGAAGGCAGUCGCCACAUCCGCAUCCGAUCGCUGAAGAUCGACCUCAACUCCCGUAUCGGGCACUGGCAGAGCAUCGACUUCAAGCAUGUCCUCCAGAACUGGUUCAAGCAGCCGCAGAACAACUGGGGCAUCGAGAUCAACGCCUUUGACCCCAACGGCAACGACUUGGCCGUCACCUCCUUAGGACCAGGAGCUGAAGGGCUGCACCCCUUCAUGGAGCUGCGGGUGCUGGAGAACAACAAGCGCUCGCGACGCAACCUCGGGCUGGACUGCGACGAACACUCCACCGAGUCGCGCUGCUGCCGUUACCCUCUGACCGUUGACUUCGAAGCCUUCGGUUGGGACUGGAUUAUCGCUCCCAAGAGGUACAAAGCCAACUACUGCUCGGGGCAGUGCGAGUACAUGUUCAUGCAGAAGUACCCGCACACGCACCUGGUGCAGCAGGCCAACCCGCGGGGCUCGGCCGGGCCGUGCUGCACGCCCACCAAGAUGUCCCCCAUCAACAUGCUCUACUUCAACGACAAACAGCAAAUCAUCUACGGCAAAAUCCCCGGCAUGGUGGUGGACCGAUGCGGCUGCUCUUAGAAGCCCCCCAUGCUCACCCCCUUCCGCCGCCAAACUCCGCUGUUUUUAUCGCCGCCGUUGGGGUUUUUUGCCUUCUCGUUCGCUUUGAUAAACAACCGAC